AUGUUCCAACACAAGGCCAACGAGGCGGCCUUUCUCAGUUCCUCGAAACUCCAAGACUGUCGUCUUAAACUUCCAGGAUUUGGUCGUCCAUUGGACUAUGCUCCAAGCGAGAAGAACAUCUAUGGUGUUCAUAGUCGGAGUCUGUUUCCAUCUGCGUUAGACGAUAGGGACAUCGAAGCCGGCUAUGUAGAUCUGCCUGUUUUGACUCUGCGUGAGAUUGCUAUGCUAGGUUUCCUGGAAGAUUUGACUGAUAUCCCUGAGUGGUGGAAAAAGGUCUUUGAUCCCACUAUCCAGGAGAAGUGGAAAAGGGAUGCCAUGGAAUGCGGUAGAGACAUCACGCUACGCAUGGCAGAAUGGAUAAUCGACGAGCUAGAGUUCAAAGCGAUGAUUUACGAAACGACAGACGUUGUUGCUCUGUACAAUGGCGAUGUCACCAAGUCUGAUACGAACUUGUCUAAAUCGCUCAUUGCAAAUCUUAGCACCCAGAUCAGAGCUCUGGAAUACGACCAGCCAGAGUUGAAAUUCUAUCAUUUCGGAUUCUUGAGCAAACAGCGAGACUUUAUCGCCAUGGCGCUGUACCCGCUUGUCUAUGGCAAGAGUCGCAUUCUUACGGACAAGACGAUUACACUCGAGAACGCAAUCGAGCACGCUGGUCAGGGCGAAAUCAUCCCCGUCCCCCGGGAGACUGGGAUCACCAGAGAGGAUAUCGCCUGGCGAGUCCUCUCCCGGGCAGAUAUCAAAGUCCACCCUUACAGCCGCAACUACCAGAUCCUCCCCACAGACUGGGAAUAUCGUGAAGAUGGCCGGUGGCACAUAGCUACUUAUAUCAACAAUCUUCACCCGGUAAAGCACCGCAACAUCUACAAACUCCUUGAGGAGUGUUUCAACAACAUCAUCCCUCAAUGGAACGCAACACUGACCCCCCUGAAAGACCAGCUCCACGCCCGUGCCCGAAUUGAAUACCACAAGGCGGAAUAUUAUCCCAUUUCCAAGGAGCUUGCGGCACAGGCACCCCAGAUGGGUCCUCGGGAAGCACAAAGCGAGUUUGACGACCGAAACGAGAAAUGGAAAAUGGAAAAUCUCCGCGCUAUUCAACCCGACGCAGAGAAGUUUAUUCCCUGGGCUGUUCCUCCCUGGAUGAUGGACAAGCUGCCUGAGGAUCUCCCAACUCCUGUUCGCAUUGAACGAGGCGUUGAUCUUGUCCGCGACUACAAAGACCGGGGACUGCAGGUGGUGACUCGUCUACUUGGCUGUGAUCUCACCCCCGAAGAUCCAACAUUUGAAACAGACUGGCACGUCGAGGGUCAAAUGAACGAACAUAUCUGCGCCUCGGCCUUCCUCACCUACGAGCACGAUAACAUCGAAGACGCUACAAUGGAGUUCCGCAAUAUUGCUGAGACAGACACACUGUCGGAAGUCGAGCAUGACCCGAAUGACUUCAUCUGGCUGCGUCAAGUCUUUGGGCUGGAGAACGGCGAGCCGGCCAUUCAAUGCCCGGGCGUGAUCCGCGCCAUUCCCGGCCGAACAAUCAUGUAUCCUUGCACCAUUCAGCACAAAUUCACUCGGUUCGAGCUGAAAGACAAGACGAAGCCUGGACACGGACGCGCCGUGGUAUUCUUCCUGAUCGAUCCUAAUAUUCGCAUUAUUUCCACCGCCAAUGUUCCGCCACAGCGCAUCGAUUGGACUAUGAAUUUGCAGUCAUCGGAUGAGGAGCUGAAGGCUUCGAUGUCUAAGCUGGCCCUUGACAAUAGGAAGAAUAAGGGGAAUAUGCCGCUUAGUUUGGAUGAGGCUUUGGAGCAUCGGGGUAAAUUCUUGCAUGAGAUUAUGGAGUUUACGCGGUAUCAGCAUGUGGCUUUUGAAUCUAGUGUUUUGUCGCUUUAA
This is a messenger RNA of Penicillium nucicola, 1881 nucleotides long. RefSeq names its product DUF4246 domain-containing protein. NCBI's taxonomy places the organism in Eukaryota, Fungi, Ascomycota, Eurotiomycetes, Eurotiales, Aspergillaceae. Bases 1 to 1881 code for a protein of 626 amino acids. The record is from RefSeq and is a predicted model, not a curated record. The transcript is spliced from 4 exons.